This is a messenger RNA of Magnusiomyces paraingens, 2022 nucleotides long. RefSeq lists its product as uncharacterized. Lineage: Eukaryota; Fungi; Ascomycota; Dipodascomycetes; Dipodascales; Dipodascaceae. The transcript has a single exon. Gene Ontology annotation, molecular function: sequence-specific DNA binding; DNA-binding transcription factor activity. Gene Ontology annotation, biological process: positive regulation of transcription by RNA polymerase II. The record is from RefSeq and is a predicted model, not a curated record. Gene Ontology annotation, cellular component: nucleus. The coding region runs from base 1 to 2022 and encodes 673 amino acids.
AUGGUACUGCCCUCUCAACAGCAUCCAUUUUCACCACCAAACCAACAAGAUUUUCAACAGGCCCUUCCUGGCUCACAGUCUUCGAUACGAAAUACAAUGUCAAAUGAUGUGUUCUCCUCUUCCUCAACGGAAUUCUCAGGUCAAUCAAAUGUACAGCAUAAACAAGAUGUGGUUCAACGAAUACAAGGCGAGCCUCAACAAAAUCAACAGCAGAUGAAACAAGAAGGGUCAUUUAUUUCUCAAGGACAGCAAAAUUUGCAUCCAAACUUGCCUUCAGCGCUGCAGAUUCUUCCUCAACCGCCAUUGCAACAGCCUUGGCAGUCAUCCCUACAACCGCCUAUGCAGCCACCUUUACAACCGCAACCACAAUUUCAAAUUCCACCAUCUCAAAAUACUUCUCUGUCCCACUCCCAACCUCAGUCCCAUCCUCAGUCUCAGUUGCAAUCUCAAUCCCAAUCUCAAGCUGAAGUACAAAUAUCAACACCAGUUCAAGCCCCAAUACAAACCCAGCCAUACUCACAACUUACACCCAGUUCUCAGCAACAAAAUCAAAGUCAAAGUCAAAGUCAAAAUCAUACGAUUCCCCAGCCUCAUCUACAGCAACAGAUUCAACCUCAACCACAGUUUCAAUUACAACAAGCAAUGCCUCCACAACCCUAUAUCUCAAAUCACCCUGGACCAGCAUUUCCUUUUCAACAAAAUGCGUAUUAUCAUUUUCACGCUGCUCCACCGCCACCACACAUGCCAUACGAAUUUUCUGCAGCGCCACAUUAUAUGGGGUUUUCACAUCAAGCUCAUGCACCUUCAGCUAUUUCUUUAAACGCAGCAGCCCAAUUUCCAUCUAUGCUAGGAACAAUACAACCCUCUGAAGAUGCAGUAGGGCAAAUACCCCCAGCUGGUGGAAUAAAACCACGUGUAACAACCUCACUCUGGGAAGAUGAAGGAACACUAUGCUUCCAGGUAGAAGUGAAAGGGAUUUGUGUUGCAAGAAGAGAAGAUAAUAAUAUGAUUAAUGGAACAAAGCUUUUGAAUGUUGCCGGCAUGACAAGAGGUAGAAGAGAUGGAAUUUUAAAAAGUGAAAAAAUAAGACAUGUUGUUAAAAUCGGAACAAUGUAUUUAAAAGGAGUAUGGAUUCCUUAUGAAAGAGCUUUGGAAUUUUCUACACGUGAACGAAUAGUUGAUAUUUUAUACCCGUUAUUUGUUGCUGAUAUUAAAACUUUUAUUUAUCAUCCAACUAAUUUGACACGAACAGUUCAAGUUUUAGCUGCUGCUGAACGCAAAAAGCAAAUAGAUCAAUUUCGAAUCCAACAACAACAAGCAGCAGCAAUGUCUGCAGCGUCUAAUGCUCAUCACCAGAAUUCUCAAAAUCAAAUGCAUCCCCAAGUUCAGCAAUCCCAUUUGCUUCCAGCACUGUCCUCAAACCCUCAAUUAUCUCAGGUUGCCGAAAAUUCACAUACCAACCCUACUGAUCAAUCGUCCAGGCAAAUGGGUCCUAUCGAAAUGAAACAUAUGGCUCAGCAGCAUCCUCAACAGUCACCAAUGUGGAUACCAAUUCAUGGAAACUAUUAUGCAAAUCCACAGACCAAUGUUUUACCAUCUAUUUCAUAUGCUGUGCCUUCAGGAACUACUCAACAGCAUUCCGUUCACGUAGAUGCAACCGCAGUUACCUCUAGACCAAUUCCACAGUCUUAUAUGUAUGCCACAACAAGUCAGAACUCUGAGCAACCUCAUGUUUAUCAAUCACAGCCACCCCAAAUAGUAUUGGCUGAUAACACAAAUUCAAAUAACAAUGGUGUAGCAUCAUCAAAGGUUCAAAAUCUAGCUAAUGAUUCAUCUUCUCAAACAGGAACUGGCACAGUUCCAGUGCCUCCCAUUGAUUCGGCAAUUAUCCAUCAGCAAAAUAUUCUGUCUCAAAACACUGUACAACCUCCAAUGCAUUCAGCAUUGCCUCCUAGCACUUCCAGCCCCUUGAAUUCACGAAACGCUACAAUUCCACAUACUUUGCCAGCACUUCCACAAUAA